This is a messenger RNA of Thermothelomyces thermophilus ATCC 42464, 222 nucleotides long. RefSeq lists its product as uncharacterized. The record is from RefSeq and is a predicted model, not a curated record. The transcript has a single exon. Lineage: Eukaryota; Fungi; Ascomycota; Sordariomycetes; Sordariales; Chaetomiaceae. The annotation marks the transcript as partial.
UUUACGGUAUAUUAUCUCGACAAUAUACUUAUCUUCUCUAAGACGAUAGACGAAUACCGGAAGUAUGUAAGAGUAGUGCUAGACGUGCUAUACGUAUAUAAACUAUUAGUUAAUAAGGAAAAGAGCGAAUUCUAUAUUAGGAAAACGGUGUUUCUAGGAUAUAAAAUAUCCCUAGGACAAAUCCGGAUAGAACCUUCAAAGGUUAAAGCUAUCAAGGAGUAG